Penicillium verhagenii is the source of this 2283-nucleotide messenger RNA. RefSeq lists its product as uncharacterized. The record is from RefSeq and is a predicted model, not a curated record. The transcript has 4 exons. The coding region runs from base 1 to 2283 and encodes 760 amino acids. NCBI's taxonomy places the organism in Eukaryota, Fungi, Ascomycota, Eurotiomycetes, Eurotiales, Aspergillaceae.
AUGCCUCGCCGGGAUCAACCACCCCCGGGGUACUGGGAGGGAGAAGAUUUCGAAUCCGAACGCGAAAGAUGCCGACGCCCACGACGAUCCGAGCGGUCCUCAUUCGAAGAGGAAGUGAGAUACAGACGUAGGGAACCGAUGCCUCUAGUUGACGACAUGGAGCGUAUACAAAUCCGAGACCGGCCUCCAAGAGAGUUUGUGCGGGAAACCUUCAUAGGACCUCCUCGAGACUUUCCACCACCCGUGCGCAUGAGAAGGUCGGCAGAUGACGUCGGUCCCACGAUCGAGCGGGAAGAGUCAUACACGCGCACGCGACCACGGCGAAGUCACGAGCGCAUUGACGAAAGAGAGACACGGCGCAAUAGACGACCUCGCACUUCAGAAUUUGAGGAAGAGGACCUUAGUUUUGAUGAGCGAGAGCGACGCGGUCCACGAAGACCUCCGCCAGAACGAGUACUUGGAGAAGAAGAGAUUAUGAUCCGACGCGGGGUAGAAGCGCCGCAACCUCCAGUCUAUCGCGGUGAGAUAGACGAACGACCUCGUGAACGACGAUACUCUGACGUGCGAGACGAGGUGUUUGUUCGCUCCUCUGAAACACGUCGCAAGCCUCGUCGCCGGGACAUGGAAUUUGGAGCGGAGAUGAUCGACGAGCGGGAAGAAAGACCGCGGCGCUCAAACUAUCGCAAUGACCCAUCACCGCCCAUGUCGAAGGAAGAAGAAAUAGUUAUGCAGUGGAAAGAUAGGCCCUCGCCACGGGAGCUUGAGGAAGAAGAGGAAGUUCGAUGGCGGGAUAAGCGGCGUCAACAAAGUCCACCACGGGCACGAUAUGGUCGAGGAUCGCUAAGUGGAUGGCACGGUGAUCGAGAGGAUGAGUUUGAUGCUCGUUCCCAAAGAAGAUCCAGACCCGAUCGAGGAGAAACCGAUGAUGACGAAGAAAUCGACAUUCGGUCCUCGAGACGUUCCAACCCUAGAUGGGAACAGACAGAUGAGGAGAUUGACAUUCGGCCCAAAAGACGGCCCCGACACGAGCGAGAUUUCGAAAAAGAUGAAGAGGUCGACAUUAAAUCUUCAAGACGGUCUAGACCAGCGAGGAGCGAGAUUGAUGUUGCAGCUGACGAGGAGAUGGAUGCGGUCGAAAUCUGGUUGGGGGAGAGAGAAGAAGAUGAAGAGAUUGAUACCCGACGAGAAAAAAUUGUUGAAAGAGGUCCUCGCAGAAGAAGCACAGAAAUCGAAGAGGUCAUUACCCGCAAAGAAAGCCGCAAGUCAUCCUCUUCAGGACGGAACCCGUCACCGGAACCUAUACGGGCACCUCCAAUCCACCAGGAUUUCAUAACGCACCAUCGACACAUUGAUCAUGGUUUGAUAGCCUGGUACUUGCUUUCCUCUAGAUCUGCCGCUAACUUCAAGCCAGGAUUUGAUGAAAUUCGACCACCACGUAUCUCAAGUCCGGAAAGCGACACUAGUGAAACCAGUUUUGAUGAGGUUGAUAUGCACCGCCGGACUCGAAAAAACGUCCGGGAGUCCGAGGAAGAUAUUUCAAUCACGCGUCGUGAUGGGAAGGAAUCCAUUUCGCCGACUACUGUUCCGUCUAGUGACUUCCAUGAUCCAUGGCGCUCACGCCGUGGUCCCCGGUCUCUGGGCCGGGAAGACGAGCCUUUGGUUACUGAACGCAUCCAUAGUCGUAGUCGAAGAACUAUCCCUCGCGACCUCGAUGAAAUCGACAAGAAAAUAGAGAAAAUGAAAGCUUCGUCUUUAGCCGACGACGUUCCGCAGAAAAGUAUCGACGAAUGGUCUAUUGUUCACGCGCCUUCGAAAGAAGAAGCCAUUGAGAUGAGCGGCGCCCUUGAUAUUAUUGAGGUGGCCCCUAAAGGUGCCCCCAAGGUCGAAUCUGAGGCUGAGGUUGAGGUCGAAGAGGAGGUCGAAGUUCAAAACAAUGGUCGAGCUAGACCAAAGGUGCGCAAGGAACGACGCGAUGAGCGUUGGACAGAGAUCACCAAGGACUUGGUGGUUCGUGAUGCUAUCGAGGAUAUGGGGUAUGAAUUCGAAGAGACGAAAGAAUAUUACUAUAUUUUCUCGUUUCUUGAACCGGCUGAUAUUGACGAACUGGUUGAAGCUUCUGACCACAUUCGCCAAACUCGACGACGACGGAUCAAGGAGAUGCACCGUGAGCGGGCAUCUAUUCCUGCCCGUUCUGCCUCUUUGGUAGGUAGAAUGCCACCUCGCAUUCGACUAGGGGGGAGACAUGUCAGGGAGCGGGAGUGGAUCAUUGACGGCCACCGUUGA